CCGGUGCGCGUGUCGCUUACGCGUAACUUCCCGUUUCGUCACUUCCCGGUUCGCCGGGACAGCUUCGGGAAAAAUUCGGUAAAAUUAGACGGACAAACAAAUGAAUAAAUUGUCGCGUUAACGAUACAGGCUUUUAUUUCGAUCCAUUAAUGCUUACGACGAAUAUUCGGGACGCCGGGCUUUUGUUGGGUUUUUAAACGGCAUUUAACGCUGUCGUCUCUAUACCCGCAGACUGGUUUUAUUUUAACUUGAAUCGGUGUUUUCACUAGAGACGGUGGUGGUUACGGUGUGACAGUCCGCUCCGGUUAGUUAAAACAAUGCGUGUCCGUUUCUCACACUGACAUCAGUGCGGUCGUAAUGAAAUUAACACCGAGAGGCGGUUCGGUCCAUGAUAAGCGUGUAACAGGCUGCCGAUCGGCCACGAAGAGGAGGCGAUCAUAACGAGCAUUUAGCUGUCUCCAAGCUUCUUGACCAAUCGGUCUCUGGGGAUGUUUUGAGCUAGCUUGUUAGCCGCAUUGCACGUUCACCAGCAACCGAUCCGGGAGAUCGGACAGCCGGUUAUCCGGCUUGUUGGCUUGUUUAAACAUAAAAUACCCCGGCACCUGUGCUCGAUGCAUCGCGUUAGCUCUUCAUAUUAAUUUAGGGACAUGGAUUGUGUUUUUAGAAUGGAUGAGAGAAAUCAUUUUACUUUCGGAUAGUUUAGCUAUGUAAUUCUGUGUCCCUUUUCGUUCUUUUCUUGCUCUGUAAGGAACGUCAUACUUCAUUAUCCCUGAUUUUCAAUGCCCGACAAUUCCGAGUUUCCUAGCAGCAGUUAAUAAUGUAACGAUUAAUGUUUUUGCAACUAUACACAUUUUAGUUUAUAUUUAGGUAGUGUGAUGGAUGUGUUUAACAGGGCAGAAUUCGCUGGUUAGUUUUGGGGUAUCGUAGUUACUUCGGCGGUUUUGUGCGUGUAAUUCUUUAUCAAAGGAUCUGCUUGGAAGUCAAGAUUAUUUAUCAGUAGAAGAUGAACGGCCUGUCUGUGAGUGAGCUGUGCUGCUUGUUCUGUUGCCCCCCGUGUCCCGGCCGCAUUGCCGCCAAGCUGGCCUUCCUACCCCCUGAGCCAACUUACGCCCUCCUGCCGGAUCUGGAGACUGGGUCAGCCGUUAGUGGAGCGGCGGGAGGCUCCAGCCUCCGGUCUCGGGGCUCCAGUGGUGGUGGCGGCGGCGGCGGCGGCAGUAGUGGUAGCGCCGUCCCUGCAGGCGGAGCGGCCAGCGGAGGUGGCGGGUACGGCGGGGAAGGCAGAUGGAAGCUCCACCUGACGGAGCGCGCAGAGUUCCAGUAUUCCCAGCGGGAGCUCGAUGCCACUGAAGUCUUCCUGACCCGCUCCAGCCGUGGAAAUAAAAUCGGGUGCAUGUAUAUCCGCUGUGCGCCAACGGCCAGGUUCACUGUCCUCUUCUCUCACGGCAACGCAGUCGAUCUCGGCCAGAUGAGCAGCUUCUAUAUCGGCCUGGGCACACGCAUCAACUGCAACAUCUUCUCCUACGACUACUCGGGCUACGGUGUCAGCACGGGCAAGCCCUCCGAGAAGAACCUGUACGCUGACAUCGACGCUGCCUGGCAGGCACUGCGCACGCGAUACGGCAUCAGUCCGGAGAACAUCAUCCUGUACGGACAGAGCAUCGGUACCGUGCCCACGGUGGAUUUGGCAUCGCGGUACGAGUGUGCCGCUGUGGUGCUACACUCCCCCCUGACCUCAGGCAUGCGGGUCGCCUUCCCGGACACCAAGAAGACCUACUGUUUCGACGCCUUUCCUAACAUCGAGAAGGUAUCCAAGAUCACGUCGCCGGUGUUGAUCAUCCACGGCACGGAGGACGAGGUGAUCGACUUCUCCCACGGGCUGGCCCUCUUCGAGCGCUGCCCCAAGGCCGUGGAGCCGCUGUGGGUGGAAGGAGCCGGGCACAAUGACAUCGAACUGUACAGCCAGUACCUGGAGCGACUGCGGCGCUUCAUCAGCCAGGAGCUGGCGGUGCAGCAUGCCUGAACGCCCCCCCCACCAGCGUGUGUGUCUCUGUGUGCAGGGGGGGCGCGCUAUACGGAGCCCUCCUUCCUCCGAGCUCACAGCACACACGCACCAGCCGUUCCUCAGGUGAACUGCUCACCCAAGGCUGUGUGGGCCUGCCUCUCUCUCUUCAUCCCUCAUUGUUUGUCCCCCCCCCCCCCCUUUUUUCCCCCAGUUUCCUUAUUUUGCUUCUGAACCUUCUGCUUGUCACAAUAUGACAUGUUCAUCUUUUUACAUCACGUGACUCAGUUGGGUUUUUGACCUGAUUUGAUGGCCACUAAAAAUACAUGUAGCAGAGAAAUGUUGUAGAAAAACGCCCCCCUCCCUUUCGUUUUGUAUCGUUUUUACACUACUCACUAUUGUCAGUCAGGUCUUUUAGGUGUGCAUUGCAGGUUUUUAAAGACCAGCGUCUAUUCUGUAUCUCCUCAUAUCCCAUUCCUGUGCUUCACUCUGCCCGGGGUCGGCUCGUCCUACUGACACCUCGGCUUCGACCGCCUCUCGACCCGGGAGGAGACACGCUCAUACUGUGAAGGCACCAUGUGUCAGUGAACAGCCGGCCAGUCACUUGCAUUCUGGGAGAUUCUCCAGUAUUGGGCCAAGGCUGCUCCUUUUGACCACUACAUUACCAAAACAUACACGUGGUCCUUUUUAAACCUGUACAGUCUCAUGCCACUAAGUGAUGCUGAAAGUGGAUGGCGCAUUUCUAAUGCGAGAACCACUCAUCAGUGAAAUAUUUUUAAUGGGGAACCGAGACCGAUUUGGGGCAGGUAUAUAGCAUGGAAGUAGAAGCUGUGCGUAUUUAUGAAAAGUGUGAGUACUAUAUAUGUUUGGCGUGUCAUGCCACAUAGCUCUUGCUGGUUUGGGAUUGUCCAAUAAACUGCCUGAAAUUUGUUUUUAACGGCGAGUCGUUUAGUGGGAAUGUGUGGAAUUUUACGUCCAUGAUGCACCUGCUUAAUUUCUACCUGUGUGUCACUGUCCUACCCCCCUGUGCAUCUGUCGGUCAUGUGGACACUCGGAUACGUGGCGUGAAUCUUUCCCAAACGCCUCUUUAGGUACUUAGGCAUCGCAGAUGCUCAGAGUUCCUGUUAAGCUACCGUAAGCAGAACUGUGAGUGUUUGCAAAGCCGCAGGUGUUGGGAAUUAGGAGCACCCUGCUGCUGGAGACCUGUAACUUACAAGGUCUCGCAUGACUGGUGCUGAAGAAGUGUCUCUUUAGGUUUUUUUUUUUUUUUUUGCUAGGGCCUGAUGCCAGCCAUCUUGAAAAUUAAGGUACUGUUCCUUGUAUGGCCUGGCAGACUGGGAAACUGUCCACCUUGAGUUAAUGUACACGUAUGAAUAUAUGAAUAUUUGUGUUGUAUAGCUGAGGAAUAUUAAGGUUGAAGCGAAUCGGUCAUGUUUUCACAAUUUGCCUAAAAGGUGGAGGGAACCUGGUAUAUCCUCUGGUAUUUGUCCAUCUGGAUUUUAUUUUUAAUGAUUUCUGUGUUGAUUGUUGGGUGAGGUCUAGGUCACUGUUAUGACCCAGACAGUGGCCCUCAGUCUCUGGCCUGCAGGACUGCCGGUCUGUAUUUGAAGGGAAUCGUACCGUUUUUUUGUUGCAGUACAUGUUAACACAAAACCCAUAAGCAUUUCAUAGAUGUUUCAUAAACGGGAUGUUGGAUACUGUACCUGCUUGCUCUGACCAAACCCAUCGCAUUCUCUAAUGCUGUGACGUUUUGGCAAAAACAGUCAAACCUCUGAAUGCUCCUAAGAUUACGUACUUGUAUGUCUUAAUGUUUGUUUUAAGAGUGGUUUUAUCACUAUACACAGUGAAAGCACUUUUGUACAUGAAUUUUGUUUUGUAUAACUUCAUCCUGGGCAAACUGACAGAACAGGUUUUGUGAGAUACCAGACUUAUGAAAAAUAUGAUUAUGUAUAAGUAACUAGUCAGCCUGUUUUUACACUGACCAAUUUGGCUGGAUGUGAAGUGUUCGCUAAACUUGCUGCUGUUGGGGAAAAUCACCCACACCAAAUGCAAUAAAAGGAGUGACCCUUUACCA
Molecule: messenger RNA, 4073 nt
Organism: Brienomyrus brachyistius
Lineage: Eukaryota; Metazoa; Chordata; Actinopteri; Osteoglossiformes; Mormyridae
Gene: abhd17ab
Product: abhydrolase domain containing 17A, depalmitoylase b
Biological process (GO): protein depalmitoylation
Cellular component (GO): endosome membrane; plasma membrane
Molecular function (GO): palmitoyl-(protein) hydrolase activity
Source: RefSeq, a predicted model, not a curated record